ACUUUUGUUUUGUUGAACAGGCUUGAGGACUUAUCGGUGGAGAGGGGCGUCUCCCGACCACAUGUUAAAACUAGUUUAGUAGUUUUUUCUUCUUUUUGUAACAAAAAGCAACAACGAAAAUUUACCCGAAAUUUCGUUUUUCGGUAAAAAACGAACAAAGGCGCCGUUUUCUCGUUUCUGCUUAUUUCAUUUGAAGUUGAAAAACAAACUAUCAAAAAGUACACGACCUACGUUUCGCGCAGGCAUAUUCAUAUUGAGAGGCGUAGAUUACUGCACUUCUCGCUGUCACAAUGGCAUUGAAGCUCGGAGAGAGCGUGAAAUAUUGGAUCGCAGUCCUUGUGCCUCGGCUGCUUUUGGCACUUUUUAGGUUGCUCUCACCCGGGAGAUCAGGCGGAUCUAAACGUCUCGCUCCCAUAGAAAACCCACUUCUUACACUGUCUGCAAUGCAGCUGGCUCAGAAGAUACGUAGAAGAGAGGUAACAAGUGUGGAGGUUGUCCAGGCUUACAUUGACAGGAUACAGGAAGUAAACCCACUGCUCAAUGCUGUUGUCAAAGACAGGUUCUCAUCAGCACUAUUGGAGGCCGCUCAGGUAGAUAAAAAAAUAAAGGAGAACAAUGAAGGAGAAGAAGUUCUGAAGGAUCGAUUUCCUCUGCUGGGUGUCCCACUAUCUGUUAAAGAGUCUUUCUCUCUUGAGGGUAUGCCCAAUGCUACCGGCUUGAUAUCCAGGGCUAAAUUCAUUUCCAGUGUGGAUGGUCCAGUUGUGGGCUUGUUGAAGAGAGCCGGAGCUAUUCCUUUAGGUGUCACCAACACCAGUGAGCUCUGCAUGUGGCUGGAGUCCAACAACCACCUGUAUGGGAUCACCAACAACCCUUAUGAUCUAGAGAGGACAUGUGGAGGAAGUUCAGGUGGUGAGGGUAGUAUCAUAGGUGGCGGUGCAGCUGUUAUAGGCAUUGGCUCUGAUAUCGGAGGAAGUAUCCGUAUACCGUGUUUUUUCAAUGGGAUUUUUGGCCACAAAACAACAAGAGGUGUGGUGUCAAAUGAAGGUCAGUUUCCCCAAAUUUCCGGUGUUCGCGAUGACUAUCUGAGCACCGGUCCCAUAUGCCGCUAUGCUGAAGAUCUCCUCCCCCUUUUGAAGAUAAUGGCUGGACCCAAUGCCGACAAACUCUCCCUCUCUGACAAGGUGGAUCUGAAAAAGUUGCGUUUCUUCACAAUUGUAGAUGAUGGAGGAUCUCACGUGACUUUGCCAGUAGAUCAGCAGCUCAUUGAAGCUCAAAAGAGGGUGGUUGCACGUUUAGAGGCUGAUCUGGGAGUUACGGUGAAAGAAGUUCGUUUUCCUCAGCUCAAGUACGCUUUUCAGAUCUGGGAUACACUUAUGGCUUUACCUGACAGAGAUGGCAAGCCUCCUCGACCUUUUGUUGAGCUUAUGGCAGAUGGGGGCUCUGUUUGGCUCAUAUGGGAGGUGAUAAAAAGCAUAUUUAGAAGAUCUGAACACACGGUGGCUGCAAUUGGAUUUGCUCUCUAUGAGAAGACUCACAGCAGCGUACCGUCUCCGUUUAUCCUGAAGCAGAAGGAAGAACUCCAGAGAGAGGUGGAUGAGCUACUGGGAACAGAUGGAGUUUUGCUCUACCCCUCUCAUCCUGUCCUCGCUCCCAAACACCAUCACCCUCUAUUCACUCCUGGAAACGUAGCUUACACAGGAAUUAUGAACAUCCUGAACCUGCCAGUGACCCAGUGUCCAUUGGGACUGAGUAAAGAGCAAUUACCCUUAGGGGUGCAGGUGGUGGCAGGGAAGUUUCAAGACCACCUGACCCUAGCUGUGGCACAGUAUCUAGAGAUGACUUUCGGAGGCUGGAGAGAUCCUGGAGUGGCGUGAGGAAAUAAUACAACUGGAGGAAUGGUUGGAUGUUGCAUGUUUUUCUCCGAUGUAAACAGAGGUUGACAGUAGGCUACUUAAGUAUUUUACUUUCUAUUAAAUGAAAUUUUUCACGUA
Messenger RNA from Paramisgurnus dabryanus, 1991 nucleotides. RefSeq names its product fatty-acid amide hydrolase 2-B-like. Gene Ontology annotation, cellular component: endomembrane system. The record is from RefSeq and is a predicted model, not a curated record. Lineage: Eukaryota; Metazoa; Chordata; Actinopteri; Cypriniformes; Cobitidae.